AGCUGUCAGUCCGUCACGCACACUCUUGGCGACCGGAGGCUCAAACCCAGACGAUGUCGCAAUCUUUAAGUUGCCUUCGUUUGACCCUGUCGCUAUUCUUCAGAGUCACGAGAACUGGAUGUUUGCUGCUGCUUGGGUUCGCGACAGUCACCUCAUUACAG
Molecule: messenger RNA, 161 nt
Organism: Closterium sp. Naga37s-1
Lineage: Eukaryota; Viridiplantae; Streptophyta; Zygnematophyceae; Desmidiales; Closteriaceae
Source: the annotation of a GenBank genome assembly